AUGGAAUCGGAAUCAAACCCCGCACCAUUUAUCCGGAGCGAACACAUCUAUCGAACCUAUUGGCUCUACUGGCGUCUGCUCGGUGUCGAGGGCGAGUAUCCAAUGAGAUUUUUGCUCGACUUAAUGCUAAAUUUCUUUGUGACCUUCUGGUAUCCCACACACAUGAUCAUUGGCUUAUUCCGCGAGCGGACUAUGAAGGAUGUGUUCAAGAAUUUACCCUUCACGGCGGAGAGUUUCUUCUGCAGCUUCAAAAUUAUUUGCUUUCGCUUGCGACUGGCGGAGAUCAAGAGAAUCGAACAACUGCUCAAGGAACUGGAUGAGAGAGCUGUGAGUCCGGAGGAGCGUUUAUUCUUUCAUCAGAAAACGCGCAGUGUGGCGGAAUUUAUAUCGAAAAGUUAUGUGGCAGCCGGCAUAGCGGCCACAGUGACCGGCACAGCCUCUGGGCUGUUCAGCAGCGGACGAGCAUUGCUCUAUCCUGCGUGGUUUCCCUACGAUGUGCAGGCCACAGCGCUCAAAUAUUGGAUUAGUUUUGGCUACCAAGCCACAGGAGCGAGUCUGACGAUACUGCAAAAUAUGGCCAAUGAUUCGUAUCCGCCGAUGACCUUCUGUGUGGUUGCUGGACAUGUGAGAAUGCUUUCGAUGAGACUGACACGAAUGGGACAUCACCGCGAAGGUGCCACCAAAAAACUGAUAGAAAAUAUCGAAGAUCACAGGAAGUUGAUGCAAAUUGUUCGCCUGCUGCACAGCACCCUCUACCUCUCCCAGCUCGGACAAUUCAUCUCGAGUGGCAUCAACAUUUCCAUUGUGCUCAUCAACAUUUUGUUCUUUGCGGAAAACAGUUUUGCCAUCAUCUACUACGUCGUCUACUUCCUGGCCAUGGUGCUGGAGCUCUUUCCCAGCUGCUACUACGGCACUUUGAUGUCCAUGGAGUUUGAUAAACUGCCUUAUGCCAUCUUCUCCAGCAACUGGCUCGGCAUGGGCCCACGAUACUGCCGCACGCUGCUCAUCCUGAUGCAGUUCACCCUGGCGGAGGUGGGUGUCAAGGCGGGUGGCAUGGUCGGCAUCAGCAUGAGUGCAUUCUUUGCCACCAUCCAAAUGGCCUACUCCUUCUUCACGCUGGCCAUGUCGUUCCGGUAA
This is a messenger RNA of Drosophila subobscura, 1137 nucleotides long. Its product is annotated as odorant receptor 33a-like. Gene Ontology annotation, cellular component: plasma membrane. The transcript has 2 exons. Gene Ontology annotation, biological process: detection of chemical stimulus involved in sensory perception of smell; sensory perception of smell. The record is from RefSeq and is a predicted model, not a curated record. Lineage: Eukaryota; Metazoa; Arthropoda; Insecta; Diptera; Drosophilidae. The coding region runs from base 1 to 1137 and encodes 378 amino acids. Gene Ontology annotation, molecular function: odorant binding; olfactory receptor activity.